Dreissena polymorpha is the source of this 5316-nucleotide messenger RNA. Its product is annotated as receptor-transporting protein 3-like. The record is from RefSeq and is a predicted model, not a curated record. Gene Ontology annotation, molecular function: olfactory receptor binding. The transcript is spliced from 4 exons. Lineage: Eukaryota; Metazoa; Mollusca; Bivalvia; Myida; Dreissenidae. The coding region runs from base 1732 to 2577 and encodes 281 amino acids. Gene Ontology annotation, biological process: protein insertion into membrane; protein targeting to membrane.
UAAACAUCGUUAGAUAUAAAAUUGACAAACGCGCGCGGGAGGGGUUUGAUUUCACAGAGUAAUAAAAUGGUGCAAACUGAUCCAAACGAUGUCGUGAUUUUGAAACAAAUUUAAUUUCAAACAAUCUGCUUAGGGCUAUCGUCGGACAGUACUUGUUAACGUACAGUUUGUGUUCAAAUGUGGACUCACGUGUUACUGUGAACGGAUUUUAGAUUAAUUAAUGCACGUGGUAGAAAUAAUCGAUUAAUUGUUAAGGCUUUCUUGUCUUGGUAUACGGUGAUGAUUUAUGCAAGGAGUUUGUGUCAGCGGAGAUAAGAGGAUGAUAAUUUAGAGACAACUUGGAUGGGCACGAAGUUGAUUACAACUAACCGGUGGAUUGUUGUUCUAAGCGGGCUUGCUUGAUCAUCGCCUCAAGGUUCGAACGCAAUCUGGCAUCUCUUCAUUGACCUGCAUUUGACCUUCAAUGGUUUUCGCCUAACACGUGGGUAAAAAACAACAUCGACAAAAAACACCAAACGAAGCGCAGCGAUCCGUGAAGUCUUAUAUUCAUUUUAAUUUUUUUUUUUUAAUACAAAAAUCGGAAAAAGGUUGUAUGAAAUCUAGGCACACAGUUAAGUUUCAAGUAGUAUUCAGUUCAAGAUGUAUUCGCGGUAUAAUAAAGGAAGUAAAAUCAACUGUCCUACAAUCUGACACUUUCGUACUGCAUGUUGUGAGCCGAGUGGAAAAACCUGAUCUUAUAAAAGCGGAUACAAAAAAGUCCACAAACGAGCUCAAUAAUAUUAUUUUCAAACUGAACACCGCCUUUGCGUGUUUCGACACAAUAAAUGACAAUUCAGUAGUUUUGCUCUGGGUAGCUCGUGGUGGCAUAAUAAAACAAAUCUUCGUAGAGCGUUCAGCAAAUAAACGUUGUACAGCUGUCAAUAUUGUCGAAUGUUUACACAAGCAUUCGAAGAUUCUUCAAAAACAUUCAAAUGAAAAAAUGGUACGUCCGUUAUCUUGAUAAAAUAUUACAAUCUCAAGAUCUGAUUAUUUUCUACUCCACGAUCUAGUAAGCUACUUGGGUAUUCAUAGUCAUUUACGACUCUGCAUACCGUUAUCAUCAUCGAAAGCACGCGUGUAAAAGACGGGCCCGGACAGUAGGACCCGAGACCUUUCAGCAUACUGAUGCAGCUAGACAACUUGGGCGAAACCGACAUCUGGGGACUUAAAGACUCGUAUACAUGGUGAAAUAUAAAUGCAUAUCCUUUUAUCGGUGUUGAGUAAACACGUUUGGAUUUUAUACUAACUGACUGCUGAGUGAAUCAACAUUUGACCAUCUUUAAGAAUGAUUUGAUUAUUUACUGAAUAAAAGGUGACGAACAUAUUAAACAUACAUAUCUGUUUAUGAAGGAUUGUCUUCGUCGCAUCUGUUGUUUUCUGGUUUGGGAUUCUCGGAGACCAGAAAACACUCGCGGCAUCGCUCUGGCUCACGGAUCAGCUGUAUGAAAAGUUUUGUCAAGCCUGAUAUAUCAUCGCGAUAUCAAAGACAAUCAGUUCCGGUGUCUUGGCAAACAGUCGCAAACAGAUUCAGAGUCUAAUUUUCGCAAUACAAAACGGUUCUACAAGUAUACGUCGAACGAAUUGGUGCGGUGUGAUAUCAUUUGUAUAUACUAGUCUUAACGCUAUAGCUUGGAGAGGACUGACCAUCAUUAUUGUUAAACACCAGACGGAACCAUCGCCAAGCUGGAAAUAAUGCGACUCACGCCGACGCCGACGGCCCUGUCACUGCCGCCGAUGCCGUCAUUGCAGUCACUCCAGUCCUUACACACACUUCCGGUGUCCUUGUCGGGAUCGGCUGGGGAAACGCUGAUCUACUACACGCUCUCUCAACCGCCGCCGACAACACCAAAUCUCACAAGUCUCGUCGGCGGUUUCACGCACGCCGGAUUGCCGCAGCUUAGUCCCUCCAUCCGACAAAAUGUGACGCCUACGUUGAGCCCCGGCGGCGUGUCGCCUAUGAGCCCGGGGCUUAGCCCGACGACGACAGGCAUGGUUCCGGACAUUAUGCAUCUUAUUAACUACGGCGAUAAAGACAUGGGGCUGCUACUGUCUCAAAGGAUGGAGCUGGUUUGGCACGGUGAGUUCGACCGCCUGUUCUCGCAGUACUUCCCCCACAUGUGGUGCCUCGUACCCACGUUCUACCCCCCGGGGGAGACAUGGAGGACGUUCAAGGACAGCGCCAAGGUCCGGUUCUCAUGCCAGGACUGCGGCCAUGGGUGGACAUCCAUGAAAGGCCGCGUGAUCUUCUGGUUCGAGCUUAACUAUGCCACAAACUCCGGCUGCGUAAUGUUCAAGCUGUACGGACAACAGUGCCAGAAAUGCAAGACCGGAAAGUUCGAGCACGCCAUGUGGUACCCGGAGGAAGUCGUUAAGGUGGUUGGCAACGUGUACAACCGUGUGGGCCAGAUCUACUACGGCUUCGUGCGCCCCCCUCUCCGUAUCGACCGGCGAGUGGGUAAACCCCGUAACCAGCACAACUCCGAGCUCUGCCAAGCCUGCAAAGAGGGCCUUUGCAAAGAGGAGUGGUCUUUUUCGUGACGUCACUUUUAUGACUUCAUAGGCUCGUGAUAACUUGGUCACGUCCGGAUACUUCGGGGGCCUUUACAGAGCAUCGUUAAUUGACGUCGUUCGAACGAGCGCUUGAUCAAAUCAAAACUGAAAGCACGUCAGCUGAGACUUGUUGUGGUGACGUCAUUAUAAUAUACGCAAAACCUGCUUUUAUCAAAAAAUUAUUCAUGCGUAUAUACAUGAUUGCAUCUACAUAUCAAAAUUGUGCUGGUUAUAAAUUGUUAAUCCUUGUUCAAUGAUAGUGUUAUAUUUAUGCCUGUUAUGCCAUGUAAAUUAAAUGAUUUUGUUAGGUAUAUUAGGUAGUAUAUAUCCAUGUUACUAGAUGCUAAUUUUAUUUUACUGCUUGUGAAAAAGUAAUAUAUAUUUUAUACAUUUUUAUUCUAUAUUUUCUGAGCUGUGUAGUAUUAAUUAUGUUUAAAAUAAGUUUUAUGAAUUUUUGACAUUAUGAAAUCAAAUUAUGUUUUAUGUAACAGACGGAGUACAUCUUUAAGAUGGCGAUUCAUGUUUUAUAUACAUGCGUGUAUUUAUAGCUUUAAACAAAAUUUCAUAUCAUUCGCGUGUAUUUGAUUUUUUUUAAUACGGUUUUGUGAUAAUUAUGGAGCGAGAGAUAAGCAAAUAACGAAUAAGGGCGCGUUUUGUAUUUGAACAUUCCAUUAACAAAUGUACAUCCAGGACGGUGAGUGCGUUUCUUAUAUUUGGUACAUAUAGUUUACGAGUUUAAUAAAGUACAAAAACUUUGGAUUUGUAGAACAUAUUAUAGAACACUCGUUGGUUGUGACUGGAAUAAAGCAAAUGGUUGUGAUUAUAUAUUACCAAAAUCGUAUCACAUUUUCUUACAUGUAUUUACUGUUAUAGUGCAAGUUGCUGUAAAUUAACAUAUUCAUGCCGCAUAUGCAAUUUAACAUCAUACUGUUUUAUAUUAAUGAGACCAAAUUCAUGCUUCGCCAAAGCAAAGUUUAUGUUUGUUUUAUUUGGGUUGAAUUGUUUUAUUUGGGUUGAAUGAUUUUAAAAAGCAUAAUGUUCUUCAACGGACCUGAUUAAUAUUCAAUUUAUCAUCUUUUUGUUUAAAAACUGAUAAUUAUAUUGGUUGAUGACUUUUAUUAUUAAAGACGAUUGUGAGUGUGCAUUCCCUUUUUUAAAAUAGUCGGUUUUGUACUUUGAAAAACAAGUAAAUUGUUCAAACACUUAAAACAAAAACAGAAUAAUGAGUAUCGUGCUAACCAAAAAUCUAAUCUUACGUCCAAGCAUUUCGAUAAUCUGAAAAGAUCAAUGAUCGAGUUAUGUGCUGAUAUUCGUGAAUAUAUGUCAACUAAUGAAGUGUUUAAGAAUAUAGCAUAAUUGUGGCCUUCUACAUUCUAUAUAUUUUUGUUCUUCGUUAUGCAAUGUGUGUAUGCUUAAAUCCAACAUAUUGGAAUUUGAUAGUUUGUUGUCAUACUUUAAUUUUUAAGACAAUCUAGGAUUGUUUGUAAAACCAGAUUCGCUAGUACCUUGGCAUAAUUCUUUGUUUUUUUUCAUUAAUAAGCCAACAGUUAUUACCGAGAAUUGCUAAAUAAAGGUAUUCCGGUGAGCUCUAAAGAGUCAUGUUCUGAGAAAACUGGACAUAAUGCAUGUGCGUAAAGUGUCGUCGCAGACAAGCAUGUGCAGUCUGGAACUACACUUUCCGCCUAAAUUUGAUUUUUAACUAAGAAGUGACUUCAUUUAAAUGACAAAUUUUAUUAAAGCGGAAUGUGUCGCCCUUGCUUAGCCUGUAUGGACUGCACAGGCUAAUCUGGGACGACACUUUACGCACAUGCAUUAUGCCCAGUUAUCUCAGAACGCGACUCAAAUGUAUUUCUCCGAUGCAGUUUAAUUGUAACGGUCAAGUGUCACACUUUGCGGUUGAGUUCAAAUUAUCCCUGAACGACAGAAUUAACAGAAAUGUAUUUUUGUUUGAAAAAUAUAAUGAUUUUGAUAUUAUGCGCUUGCCUGUAAAAUAACGUUGAUUUGUCUAUCCGCGAUUUAUUUUUUCUCUCGACAUGAAAACCAACAAAUAUUCGUGAAAUCUGCAACGUGAAUAUAUAUUGAAAAACACAAACACACAAUCCAUUUUAUAGUCAGUUUCAGAAAAAAAAUCGAACUUGAUCAAAGCUUCCAGAUUAAUUAAAAUCUGGAAAGAAAAGCCAAGCACAUUAUGCAAAGUGAAUAUAUUGCUAAAAAUCAUUUUUUCUCACUUAUAUCCUUAUAUUCAUGUUAUUUUUCAAAUAUUUUGUCUUUUGUUGUUGUUAACAACCGUGUGCUCAUGUUUUGUCUUAGAAAGUAUUAUUAUUUGCAUUUUUAUUAUUUUUAUCAGUGUUUUGGCAUUGAACUUGGGUGUGCCUUACCCAUAAUGUUUCCACAAUUUGUUUUGCUUUUUAUUUGUGUUUGUGUUUUGUUUCCAAAUUAUUAGAUCUUUUCAUGUUUCUAUCAGUUUUGAUUGCUAACUAUUUUAAAACACGUACAAACAAAUUACUCUUUGAUAAACGUUUUAAUUAAAAUUAAAUCAUAUCGUUGAAACUUAUACGACCAACUAUGUGUCACUCUUAUACAUACUUCCGCAUUAUUUUCAUGGAAAUUCUUUCAAAUUUUGAUUAUUAACAACGAAUAUCAAUGUUAUUGCUUUUUAAACUUGUAAUGAAUUUGUGUUCACUAUCCAUUUUUAGAUACAAAUAAAUCAUAUAAGUGAAAUAUAAA